AUGGAUUCCCAGGGAGACAGAUAUGUUAGGUUUCAGGACUGGAGUUCAGAGAGAUCUUUUGUCUCACCACAAUUUUCUUCAACUAACGGGCAACUUUCUUCCGUUAGGAAACCUAGUCUCAGUUCAGUCAUGAGUAGCAUUAUAAGAAGGGGAUUUGAGAUGGGUUCUGAAAGGAUGAAAAGCUUAAAGAAUCAGCUUGGAAAAGAAUCAAAUAGUGACACGAGGAAGAACAAGGUUCUUGAUCCUCAAGGUCCAUUUCUUCAGCUGUGGAAUAAAAUUUUUGUAGUCUUGUGCAUCAUGGCAGUGUCCCUGGAUCCAUUGUUCUUUUACAUCCCGGUAGUAGAUAACAAAAACAAAUGCCUGGACUUGGACGACAAGUUGAAGAUCAUAGCUUGCGUUCUUCGUUCAGUACCUGACUUAUUGUACACAUUUCACAUAUUCUUGCAAUUCCGCACCGGAUAUAUUGCUCCAUCUUCUCGAGUGUUUGGAAGGGGCGAGCUGAUUGAUGAUUGUUGGGAGAUAGCAAAACGAUAUUUGUUUUCUUAUUUCAUCGUGGACGUCUUAGCAAUUCUUCCCCUCCCUCAGGUGGUCAUCUUAAUCAUAGCCCCGAGAGUACAUGCUCCAGUUUCAUUGAUCACAAAAACCCUGCUGGAAGUUGCCAUUUUUACCCAGUAUGUGCCAAGACUUCUUCGAAUCUAUCCAUUGUACAAGGAAGUAACAAGAAAUUCUGGGAUAUUCACUGAAACUCCCUGGGCUGCAGCUGCAUUCAAUUUAUUUAUUUACAUGCUAGCAAGUAAUGUACUUGGAGCAUUCUGGUACUUGUUCACAGUAGAGCGUGUAGAUACGUGUUGGCGUAAAUCAUGUAAAAAACCUUUCUGCAGUGUUGACAGUUUGUACUGUGGAGUGUCUCGUACAGGAGACUAUUCUUUUCUAAAUUCUUCUUGCCCUCUCUUGGAACCGGACGAGAUAAAACGACCAACAGAUUUUAACUUUGGCAUAUUCCUUGAAGCUCUUCAGUCUGAUGUGGUUAUAAAGCGAAACUUUUGGGAGAAGCUCUUCUAUUGCUUCUGGUGGGGCUUGCGAAAUCUAAGUUCCUUGGGACAAAACCUCAGAACAAGCAGUUUUAUCGGGGAGAAUCUGUUUGCCAUCUUCAUCUCAAUCAUUGGCUUGGUUUUAUUUGCACUGCUUAUUGGCAACAUGCAGAAAUAUUUGCAGUCCAUCACUGUUAGAGUGGAGGAAAUGCGUGUGAAAAGGCGAGAUGUAGAGCAGUGGAUGUCACAUCGUAUGCUGCCUGAAAAUCUUCGGCACCGGAUCAGGAGGUAUGAACAGUACAAAUGGCAAGAAACAAGAGGUGUUCAGGAAGAUGCUUUGAUUAAGAAUCUUCCAAAGGAUUUGAGAAGGGACAUAAACCGUCACCACUGCUGGGCUUUACUAACUAGAGUGCCAAUGUUUGCAAAAAUGGAUGAUCGGUUGAUGGAUGCUUUGUGUGAUCGUCUGAAACCAGUUCUUUAUACUGAGAAAAGUUGCAUUUAUCGCGAGGGUGAUCCAGUUGAUGAAAUGCUCUUUCUCAUGCGUGGCAAUCUAUUAACAAUGACCACCAAUGGUGGAAGAACUGGUUUCUUCAAUUCUGUUUAUCUCAACGCUGGGGAUUUUUGUGGAGAGGAGCUUCUUACAUGGGCUUUGGAUCCUAAUUCUAGCUCCAGCCUUCCAAUUUCAACCAGAACAGUCCAAGCUGUGAAAGAUGUUGAAGCUUUUGCUUUGAAAGCUGAUGACCUGAGGUUUGUAGCCUCCCAGUUCCGGCGUCUCCACAGCAAGCAGCUCCAGCACACCUUCAGGUUCUACUCCCAGCAAUGGAGAACAUGGGCAGCUUGCUUCAUACAAGCAGCUUGGCGUCGUCAUACGAGGAAGAAACUCGAGAAGUCCUUGCGGGAGGAAGAAGAUAGAUUGCAGGGUGCCCUGGCCAAAGGAGGAAACUUAACCAGCCUUGCUGCCACUAUUUAUGCAUCCAAGUUUGCUGCCAAUGCACUACGUGCGCUACGUCGCAGUCAUCCCCAAAGUAGUGCUAGAGUAUCACCCAGAUUACCUCCUCUACUGCCUCAGAAACCAGCAGAACCUGAUUUCAAGGCUGAGAAUUAG
Molecule: messenger RNA, 2136 nt
Organism: Oldenlandia corymbosa var. corymbosa
Lineage: Eukaryota; Viridiplantae; Streptophyta; Magnoliopsida; Gentianales; Rubiaceae
Source: the annotation of a GenBank genome assembly